UUUUUUUUCAUUGGUGUUUUGUAACCGCUAUACGUUUUAUGCUUAAUAAAUUAUAGUUUUUAAUUUCAACCGUCAACGACGUAAGAAAUUUCGUUACGUUUGUGAUCUAUUCUUGAGUAAUCAUUUUUUAAUAAGGUACAAAUUCUGUGGCCCAAAUGUUGCAAUGCAACUAAUGUUGACAACUUUGUAGGAACAUGUUUACAAAUAUUUCAACUCAUUUUGAAUGAACACUCGACAUAAAAUCCACACGCUAGGCAGUUCUUCUCUUUACUUGACAUUUGUCUUUUCGACCAUCAGCCAGUGUGGACUUUGGUUAUAGUGCAAUAUAAAGUCGCAUAUAGAUUUUAAUUUUUUAAUAAAAAAAUUGCUGUAAUUUAUUGAAAAUGUCACUCGCUUCUGAUGCCGUGUUUGAAAAAAUUAUCGAUGGCUUAAAAGGCAAUGAAUCUAAAGCAAAAGCAAUAAAUGGAGUAUUUCUCUACAAAAUCACCAAAGACGGCAAAGUGGCUAAAGAAUGGACGUUGGAUUGUAAAAAUGCUAAAGCAUACGAGGGUCCUGCCAAAGGUAUCAAAGUCGAUACUACCUUAACUGUAGCUGAUGAGGACAUGGUAGACAUUGCUCUUGGAAAACUGAAUCCACAGGCCGCUUUCAUGAAAGGAAAACUCAAAAUCUCUGGCAACAUAAUGUUAACACAAAAAUUGGCACCUCUGCUCAAGACAGAAGCCAAAUUGUAAGGACAUGACAAUAAGUCUUGCAACAUAAACUACAAACAUUCUGUACUAUUUUUAACUGUUUAAACUCUCUACGAUUGGAAUUCUUUGUUGGUGUUUUAACAUAUAUACAUAAGUUCAAAAUUCGAGGGUUCAGCUCAAUUUUAUACAAUAUGCAAAGGGCUUGAGAAAAAUGUUUUAUGAGCACGACCUGAUUACUUGAAUUGUAUUUUAUAUAAGAAAAUAAAAAAUAAAAAGUACUCUUUUCUGUGCAUAUGUACAGGCACCCAUAUGUAUAUACAUAUAUUACUGUACGUUAUCAUUGAUUUUGAGAACCGAUUUUAAUCAA
Molecule: messenger RNA, 1056 nt
Organism: Ceratitis capitata (Mediterranean fruit fly)
Lineage: Eukaryota; Metazoa; Arthropoda; Insecta; Diptera; Tephritidae
Product: peroxisomal multifunctional enzyme type 2
Exons: 2
Coding region: 384-731 (115 amino acids)
Cellular component (GO): cytosol
Source: RefSeq, a predicted model, not a curated record